AAGUUAUCCGUUCAUGUACCUUCUUCCACCUCAGAGCUAUCAGCUCUUUGAUUAAACUUAUUUAUACAAAACAAUUGUUUUAUUUUUUUUCAAACCAAGAAGGGAGCGUACGCACGCUACGUCCCCACCUGAAACUAUCGCUGAUACACGUACUAUCAUAAUCUGAAAGUAAAAGAAUCCAUUCAUUAAAAAUAUAACUGUAGUUUAAAUUUUAAUUAGCCAAACAAUGGACCAUCAAGAAAUGGACCACCAAGAAAUAGGAAUCAAAAGGGUAACAACGGAAGAUUAUGAACGAGUAAUGGCGAUAUUACCCCCAGAUGAAAUCUAUCAUGGAGGUGAUUACCUGCCAGACUAUUUCCACAUGUUGCUUGAAAUGCCAAACAUAGAGAUGUAUGCAGCUGUCGCCGGAGAUAAAUUUGUUGGAUUCAGUUUUAUGAGCAUAGUGGAUGAUGGUAAAACUGUAGUACCACGAGGCGGUCGAGUUUCGAAAGAAUAUUCUGGUAAAGGACUUGUCGGGCUAAUGUCGAAAUGGUUGGACGAAGGAGGACCACUUUACCGACAGGGAUUUUUAUAUAGAGCCGCUAUAGGAAAUAAAGAAAAUGCUCCACUGCUUCAACACGCUCGAAAAGGAUUAUGCAAAGAAAUUCUUCAACAGGACUUUCGCUUUUACGACAUUUGGAAAUUCAAUCUGGAAGAUGAAUUUAAGAAGCAAAGGGAAUCAAACCAGUUUGUAAAUGCACGAUUUAUCGAAAAAGAUGAGUUUGGUCAAAUACUAGAAUCACGUGAUCUUAGUCGAUAUUUUUUUCCAGAAGGCCGUGCUGUUGUUGACGACGUACCAUACAAAACUAUGCGAUCAAAUGCUCCACUGAUAUUUACAGAACGCACAAAAGUAGUAGUGACUGAUACUAAUAACCCACACGAAGCCAUUUUAUCAAUUAGUAAUUUUUUCAAGGCCCCUGUUGGAAUGAUUGUAAAUUUGAAUAUAUAUGGCUGUUUGUCCGAAAAAAUCAAAUCUCAUUUAAUCUUACAUGUCGAAAAACUGCUUCCCUGUUUAAGGAGCGACUUCAUACUAUUCCGUUGUAUAUCAAAACCAGAUACAAAUUGGGCAAAUUUGGACAACGUGAUGACUGAAUUAGGUUUUAAAACAACACAUUUUUAUGGAACAGGUUUAGUUUGUGUGGAAUGGAAUUUAAAAAGCAAAUUGUAACUAUUGACAAUAUGAUUUGAUAACACUUAACUAUUAUCUUAAACUGCCGGUUAAACAUGUUUAGAAAAAAAUGGAUGCAAUGAACAUACAGUUUUAUCCAGAAAUAGAAUUGUUAGGUAUGUUUGGCCCGAAAUGUUUAUCACAAACAAAAGUUACAUGUAUUAGAUCUAUUAGAACAAGUGAUUUUUAUUUUUGUCUUGCUUGCGACGAAGGUCGCGGAAGGCGAGAUAUGGGUGUGCUUUUCCGGCGGCGGCAACAAUUGUUAAGUUUUCUGCUUAGGUCAGUUUGAUAGGAACUACUUGUGAUAUAUGAAUAAUAUGUUCUAUAAAGUUGCAUUACUAUCAGUACAUAUAAGUCUGACGACUAUUUCGAGGCCCUUCCCCCUAGUCCAGUGACUUUGAAUAAAUUAGCAGUUUUCAAUGUAAAGUUUCUGCUUAAGUGAAUUUGAUAAGAACAACUUAUGACAGACAUUAAUAUUUUCUUUGAAGUUGCAUUACUACAUGUAUCAGUACAUAUAAGUUUGUCGGUCAUUGUCCAGCAAUUUUGAAUAACAUGUAAUUAGCAAUGUUGCUGUCCAUCAGGCGAGACAUAUCUCUGUGUCAACAGUUUGUCUAGAGGACGGAUAAUUUUAGUUUUCAUAAUUUCAAUAUUAAAAUGCUUUCUUGCU
Mytilus californianus (California mussel) is the source of this 1874-nucleotide messenger RNA. RefSeq names its product histidine N-acetyltransferase-like. NCBI's taxonomy places the organism in Eukaryota, Metazoa, Mollusca, Bivalvia, Mytilida, Mytilidae. The record is from RefSeq and is a predicted model, not a curated record. Bases 227 to 1207 code for a protein of 326 amino acids. The transcript is spliced from 3 exons.